Molecule: messenger RNA, 1456 nt
Organism: Rhopalosiphum padi (bird cherry-oat aphid)
Lineage: Eukaryota; Metazoa; Arthropoda; Insecta; Hemiptera; Aphididae
Gene: kermit
Product: PDZ domain-containing protein GIPC1
Exons: 7
Coding region: 417-1349 (310 amino acids)
Molecular function (GO): protein binding
Source: RefSeq, a predicted model, not a curated record
CUGCCGCGCGUAUGGUGGUACCUAGGCAGCGAUCGCCCGACGGACUGUAGCCGACUGUAGUAAUAAUAAUAAUAUACCUAGCUAGUCGCAGUCGCGCGGCAGACCGUCUGUACGGCGUACGCGUGUUCGCAGUCACUACAACACUGCCUUCGUUGUCGUAAUUAUAAUAAUAAAAUAUAGUUUUGAAAAAAUUAUCAAUUAUUGUGUCGUACCUAAAUAUGAUUUACGGUUAACCAUAACACGUUGUGUUCGAUACGAAAUUCAUAUAGUUAUUAUGACUUGACGCGAAUGUAGAGUGCCUGUUCGCGUGAGUGUCUGUGUUUUGUUUUUUUGACGUGCGCGCGGGGCCAUUGCAGCCGCGCCUCUAUACCGUUUUGAUAUUAUCAUAAUAUUCGGGUACCUAUAUUGUAUAUAAUAUGCCUUUGUUCAACCGGAAAACCGUGCAAAAGAUCAAGGACGAACCGGCCGCGGUGCAGAACAAGCACAACGAACACGACGAUCAAGUGAAACAAAACUUGGUGUUCCACUGCCAACAAGCCCAAGGAAGUCCAACGGGACUGGUAUCGAAUUUCUCCAACGUCCGUGAACUGUACCAGAGGGUGGCCGACUGUUAUGACUUUCCUUCGGAUGAAAUUCUGUUUUGCACAUUAAAUACUCACAAAAUGGACAUGACAAAACUUCUGGGUAGUCAAAUCGGUCUGGAUGAUUUUAUUUUUGUACAUCGUAAAGGACGACCUAAAGAAAUCGAAAUUGCUAAGACGAACGAAGCACUUGGUCUGACAAUCACAGAUAAUGGAUCUGGAUAUUGUUUUAUAAAACGUAUUAAAGAAAAUAGCAUCAUUGAUAAAAUUUCCUACAUAAGUGUAGGUGAUCAUAUUGAAAAAAUAGACAAUGAAACAAUGGUGGGCAGAAGACACUAUGAAGUUGCUAAGAUGUUAAAAGACAUUCCAAAAGGAACUGUAUUCACGUUACGAUUAAUAGAGCCAAUUAAAGCGGGAUUUUCGAAUAUCGAGCCAAGGGGUUCCAAACGAGGGAAGAAUGCUUCGUAUGGAAAUGGGAAAGAUACGUUACGGUUCAAAGCCAACGGUGCAGCUCAAAUUCAAAAAGAGACUGACGAGUCCAAAAAGGGUAUUGAUAAAAUCAAUCAACUUCUGGAAAACUUGUUGGGAAUUAGCGACUUUGAACUUGCUACACAAAUUUGGGAAAAAGGAGAAGAUAAGCUGAACAGUAUGGACUUUGCGGAAGCUAUCGAUAACUCGGACUUAGAUGAAUUAGGAUUCACAGACGAUUUCAUCAUUGAACUAUGGGGAGUCAUAACAGAUGCUAGGGCUGGACGCUUGAAAAAUUAACUAGAAAUAAUGUAUUUAAUCGCCUUCUAAUGUGUUUUAAUUUUAUUUUGUAAAUUUAUACUGAUUAUAUAUUCGAAUAAAAAUGUAUUUAUGAAUGAUUUCAACAA